This is a messenger RNA of Macaca mulatta (Rhesus monkey), 3762 nucleotides long. It is a transcript of the gene BMP6, whose product is annotated as bone morphogenetic protein 6. The record is from RefSeq and is a predicted model, not a curated record. NCBI's taxonomy places the organism in Eukaryota, Metazoa, Chordata, Mammalia, Primates, Cercopithecidae. Gene Ontology annotation, cellular component: extracellular region. Gene Ontology annotation, molecular function: cytokine activity; growth factor activity. Gene Ontology annotation, biological process: BMP signaling pathway.
CGGCGCGCCGCAGAAAGCCCACGUUGGCCGCUGCGGGAAGCGCGGCGUGGAGAAGCUGGAGACUGCGAAUUCCAGCGCCUCCGCCGCGGCUGCUGCUGGGUGCACUGGCCCCCUUCCUUCCCAUCCCUUCUGCGAGCGGGUUUGCUGGGCAGCCGGGCGAGCGCCGAACGGAAAGCAAGAUCCUCGCCGCCUCCACUUGAGGCGUGCGGCGCGCGGAGAUUUUGAGGGGGAGCGACGGUGACCGAGGGCUCAGGGGCGCGGAGUUCGUGAGCAAGAACGAAGUUAAACCUCACGGAAUAGACUGGCAUUUGGGGACGCCUUGUCGCCGCAGCGUGGGCCCUGCGCCGGGGUAAACUUCACAGUGGCCCUGCAAUCCAGGGAGGGGCGUGCGCCACGGUGAUGCCGGGCAUCUCCCGCAGCUCGUGAGCCGCCCCGCUACCCCGCCGCCCCGGGUCCCACUCAGCCGCCAGGGAGGGCGCGGGGCAGCGCACGUGAGCGUCCAGCGAGGCCCAGAGUGACCGCGCCGCGACCCUCCCAGGAGCCAGGGCGCAGACUGCAGCGCAGCCCGGACUCGGACGCACCUGGCCUGUACCGCGCGCCUCUAGAGACCUGCGCGGGGCUGUGGGGCUCCCCUUCCUCCCCUCCAAGCGGUUCUCCCGGUGAUCGCCCCUUCGCCACCCCUCUAUCCUGGGCAACUGGGGGCGCCCCGGACGACCAUGAGAGAUAAGGACUGAGGGCCAGGAAGGGGAAGCGAGCCCGCCGAGAGGUGGCGGGGGCUGCUCACGCCAAGGGCCACAGCGGCCGUGCUCCAGCCUCGCUCCGCCGCUCCACGCCUCGCGGGAUCCGCGGGGGCAGCCCGGCCGGGCGGGGAUGCCGGGGCUGGGGCGGAGGGCGCAGUGGCUGUGCUGGUGGUGGGGGCUGUUGUGCAGCUGCUGCGGGCCCCCGCCGCUGCGGCCGCCCCUGCCCGCUGCCGCGGCCGCCGCCGCCGGGGGCCAGCUGCUGGGGGACGGCGGGAGCCCCGGCCGCACGGAGCAGCCGCCGCCGUCGCCGCAAUCCUCCUCGGGCUUCCUCUACCGGCGGCUCAAGACGCACGAGAAGCGGGAGAUGCAGAAGGAGAUCUUGUCGGUGCUGGGGCUCCCACACCGGCCCCGGCCCCUGCACGGCCUCCAACAGCCGCAGCCCCCGGCGCUCCCGCAGCAGCAGCAGCAGCAGCAGCAGCCGCCUCGCGGAGAGCCCCCUCCCGGGCAGCUGAAGUCCGCGCCCCUCUUCAUGCUGGAUCUGUACAACGCCCUGUCCGCCGACGACGAGGAGGACGGGGCGUCGGAGGGGGAGAGGCAGCAGCCCUGGCCCCACGAAGGAGCCAGCUCGUCCCAGCCUCGGCAGCCGGCCCCGGGCGCCGCGCACCCGCUCAACCGCAAGAGCCUCCUGGCCCCCGGACCUGGCAGCGGCGGCGCGUCCCCACUGACCAGCGCGCAGGACAGCGCCUUCCUCAACGACGCAGACAUGGUCAUGAGCUUUGUGAACCUGGUGGAGUACGACAAGGAGUUCUCCCCUCGUCAGCGACACCACAAAGAGUUCAAGUUCAACUUAUCCCAGAUUCCUGAGGGUGAGGCGGUGACGGCUGCAGAAUUCCGCAUCUACAAGGACUGUGUUGUGGGGAGUUUUAAAAACCAAACUUUUCUUAUCAGCAUUUAUCAAGUCUUACAGGAGCAUCAGCACAGAGACUCUGACCUUUUUUUGCUGGACACCCGCGUAGUGUGGGCCUCAGAAGAAGGCUGGCUGGAAUUUGACAUCACGGCCACUAGCAAUCUGUGGGUUGUGACCCCGCAGCAUAACAUGGGGCUUCAGCUGAGUGUGGUGACGCGGGAUGGAGUCCACAUCCACCCCCGAGCCGCGGGCCUGGUGGGCAGAGACGGCCCUUACGACAAGCAGCCCUUCAUGGUGGCUUUCUUCAAAGUGAGUGAGGUCCACGUGCGCACCACCAGGUCAGCCUCUGGCCGGCGCCGACAACAGAGUCGUAAUCGCUCUACCCAGUCCCAGGACGUGGCGCGGGUCUCCAGUGCUUCAGAUUACAACAGCAGUGAAUUAAAAACAGCUUGCAGGAAGCAUGAGCUGUAUGUGAGUUUCCAAGACCUGGGAUGGCAGGACUGGAUCAUUGCACCCAAGGGCUACGCUGCCAAUUACUGUGAUGGGGAAUGCUCCUUCCCACUCAACGCACACAUGAAUGCAACCAACCACGCGAUCGUGCAGACCUUGGUUCACCUUAUGAACCCUGAGUAUGUCCCCAAACCGUGCUGUGCGCCAACUAAACUAAAUGCCAUCUCAGUUCUUUACUUUGAUGACAAUUCCAAUGUCAUUCUGAAAAAAUACAGGAAUAUGGUUGUAAGAGCUUGUGGAUGCCACUAACUCGAAACCAGAUGCUGGGGACACACAUUCUGCCUUGGAUUCCUAGAUUACAUCUGCCUUAAAAAACACAGAAGCACAGUUGGAGGUGGGACGAUGAGACUUGGAAACUAUCUCAUGCCAGUGCCUUAUUACCCAAGAAGAUUUUAAAGGACCUCAUUAAUAAUUUGCUCACUUGGUAAAUGACGUGAGUAGUUGUUGGUCUGUAGCAAGCUGAGUUUGGAUGUCUGUAGUGCCAGGUCCGGUAACUGCAGAAAGCACCGUGAAGCUCUUCCUCCCCUCCUCCCCCAAAAACCCACCAAAAUUAGUUUUAGCUGUAGAUCAAGCUAUUUGGGGUGUUAGUAAGUAGGGAAAAUAAUCUCAAAGGAGUUAAAUGUAUUCUUGGUUAAAGUAUCAGCCUGUUCAGUACUGUCUAUCAAAGGUAGAUUUUACAGAGAACAGAAAUUGGGGAAGUUGGGGGAACGCCUCUGUUCAGAUUUCAUUCCCAGGAAGUUCAAUUUCAUACAUGACCCACAGCCCAGGCCACAGCCAGGGCUCCAUGGGGCGCCUUUGUCUCAGUCAUUGCUGUUAUGUGUUCAUGCUGGAGUUUUGUUGGUGUGAAUAUAUACUUAUUUCUGCCAAAAAUACCAUUUCUACACCUCAGUCCUCCAUUUGCUGUACUCUUUGCUAGUACCAAAAGUAGACUGAGUACACUCCGAGGUGAGGCUGCAAGGUGAAGGCAAUGCUGCGCCUCUCCUUUAUCAGAACGGUUCUUUGACCAGCACAUUAACUUCUGGACUGCCAGCUCUAAUAUCUAUUUCAGUAAAGCAGUUCUCUGCCUUUUUACUAUACAGCAUACCAUGCCACAAGGUUAGAACCAACAAAGAAGAUAAAAUGAGGGUGCCCAGCUUAUAAUAGCGAUAGGGGGAUAAGCGUGCUGUUUAUGAACUGAAAUCAUGAUUUCCUUUGUAGAAAGUGAGGCUCAGAUCAAAUUUUAGAAUAUUUUCUAAAUGUCUUUUUCACAAUCAUGUACUGGGAAGGCAAUUUCAUACUAAACUGAUUAAAUAAUACAUUUAUAAUCUACAACCGUUUGCACUUACAGCUUUUUUUGUAAAUAUAAACUAUAAUUUAUUGUCUAUUUUAUAUGUUUUGCUGUAACAUUGAAGGAAAGACCAGACUUUUUUUUAAAAAAAGAGUUUAUUUAGAAAGUAUCAUAGUGUAAACAAACAAAUUGUACCACUUUGAUUUUCUUGGAAUACAAGACUCGUGAUGCAAAGCUGAAGCCACGCUUGACAGUUGUGCUUCUCUAGGAGGUUGGGUUUUUUAAAAAAAGAAUUAUCUGUGAACCACACAUGAUUAAUAAAGAUUUCCUUUAAGGCA